This is a messenger RNA of Dreissena polymorpha, 6160 nucleotides long. RefSeq lists its product as uncharacterized. Lineage: Eukaryota; Metazoa; Mollusca; Bivalvia; Myida; Dreissenidae. Gene Ontology annotation, molecular function: protein binding. The record is from RefSeq and is a predicted model, not a curated record. The transcript has 22 exons. Bases 90 to 2747 code for a protein of 885 amino acids.
GGAAAGUAUUUUUAGAAAAGAAAGCGACAUUGACUUUAUUUUCUGAAAAUCACAUUUAUUUCAGAGGACACGUGUGUGCUAUUCACGACAUGAUGCAGAGAAUCAGUUUAUUUGUUGUGGUAGCCUGUGCUGUCAUGGGAACAGUUGCAGGCCAGAAUUGUACGCCUGAGACUACUUUCACUGAGCCAUUCAAUGCCUGGCAGAUAGACAAGUUUCCAGCGCUUGGGGCGAACUGUACCUGGCGACUGAAUGUGACCAACACCACCCAAAAUACGCUGCAGUUUUCUGGGCUGAAUCUCAAUCCAACUCUUGUGCACCUUUUGGUUACCACGGAGAACGAUACUGUGAUUGCCAACCUCACAGACAGCAAUGGUAUUGAAGUUGUAAUCUCACUGUCCAAUUUCACGAAAGUUGUACUACAGAGGACUGCCAUCGCUGGUACUGUUACGGGAAACAUCAGUGCAAAUUACGAUACUUCAGCAUGCAGCUUCACAAUGACUGGUUCCCGAGGUCUGAUCAAAUCACCUCUCUACGGAAACCAGCUGAAUAGAACAUUCACCUGUAGCGUUGCAGUGACCAAGCCCCAGGAUACUGACCUGUUUGUGCUGACCUUCACUGGCUUCAGUGUUUCCAAUGGGAGUCUGUUGGUUACCCUUGGCAGUGAUACCCCUCGGACUUUAAGUGGGGCGACCCUUCCAGAUGACAUCCUUGGAACUUCCACCCAGGACAGUUUCAACUUGAGCCUUAACAUCAACACAAACGUCAUUGGCCAGAACUUCACACUGCUGUACCAGACAGCCGACAGUGAUUGCAGUGGUGCAAAGACUGCCGCCACAGCAGCUGCCAUACAGGUCCUUCCUGCAGCCACCCAGUUCCCCAUUCAGUGUUACAUACAGUUGAGGGCCUCAACUGGGAAUCAGGUGUUCACUGAGCUGCAGUUAAGCGGUGGAGAGGCCCUGCUGGGUGCAUUGGACAGCCUGAUUGUCUAUGAUGGGUUGUCAAGGAGGAGCCCUAUGCUGGGCACACUGAAUUCAGCUUUUAAACAGUUUGUGAGUACCUCUGUUGGCAUGACGAUAGUGGGAGAACUUGGAAUGCAGGCACGCUUGGCCAAUAUCUCCUAUAGGGCAGACCCGGUUAGUAAGGUGGUUACCGUGACAAAGGGAGUGGUCCAGAAUGUGUCCCUAACUGCUAAUAUGACGGCCACCCAGGCUGCCCUGCUUCAGUUCAAUGGGGAUGGAGCGAUGCUUCGUAUCACUGUCACAGGAACUCUAGCAAACUCGGCAUCUGUGGUUACCAUUAAAAAUAGUCAGGAAAGAUUGGUGUUCUCGUUCAGGUCAGGCAUGGCCCUGUUCCCAGUGACUGUGUCGGACAAGACAGCCAGAGUGUCUGCAAUGCUGAAUGGGACGGACACAGUGAAUAUCGAGGUUGCUGCUGUCGAUGCUGAUUGUAACAUGGUGUACACUGACAUUACUGGCCAGGUCACAGUGACUACAGCAGUAGACACCAGGACAAGCUGCUCGAUUGCCUUUGUGCCAGACCAGUCAUUGAUGACUCAGCUGUCCCUGAGGGUGAAUCUAUGUGCGACCGGUAACCUCACAGUGUAUGAUGGGUUUGAAACUGGCGCCAAGACCCUGGCUACCAUCACAGAGAACACGGCUGUUACCCAGAUCUGGGGUCCUACCGGGCUGAGACUGGUGUACUCUCAGCCAGCUAAUUGCACAAACCAGAUUGUGUCAGCCAGCUACCAAAGCCUUGCAGCAAACUCAGCCUGUGGCAACCUCAGCCAAACAGGACAACUGACAACUCCCAAUAACCCAAACCAGUACCCUCUAAACGCCAACUGCAACUGGGCUCUGCCUGCGAGGAACACUUCUUGGAUGUAUAUAACGGUGAACGCUCCAGUUCAGCUCCAGAAUACCCAUAGUGUUACACUGCUACAGAACCUGACGAAGUCACUGGCAAUGUUCAAUGCCUCUACAACCAAUCCCAUUCCUGAUAUUGUGGUGCAGAACGUGAAUCUCUCGGUGGCUUUCAACUCGGCUCCCGCUGGUUCAGGUCUCGACAUGUCAGGAUCUGGCGCAAAUAUCACUGUCCGUGUCAUUGACUGUGGUGCUACUCUUAAUAUGAAUGCAACUGGCAUCUUUGGCAACAGUGGCGCGAACCAGACUAUGGAGUGCAUCUGGGUCAUCCAGGUGGCUGCUGGCAACAGUACCAAUCCUAACAUCAUCAGUGCAAACCUCUCAAUGACUAGCAACCCUACUGCUGACAACACGUUGACAGUAAAAGACGGGUCAUCUGGACGCAACGAUGAUUACCUCCCCAAACUUAACCGAACCAUUCUGUCGAGGACCAACUACUUGUGGGUUAGGUACUCCUACACGGCCAAGCUCAACACCAAGCCACUCAACUUCACUCUCUCGUACUCAACGUACGUAUGCCUAAAUGUGUGCAAAAAUUCACUCUGCAUGCACCCAGACUGGCAGUGCAAUGGGAAAAAUGACUGUGGAGACUGGAGUGAUGAGCUCAACUGUACUAUAAUCCCUACACCUCCGCCUACCCCACCACCCGCCCCACACACUGAUGACACCAAGAAAUCCUCUGCCGGAUGGUACGUCUUCUGUAUCCUGGUCGGCCUACUGCUGGGAGUCAUGUUGACUGUGCUUGUGCCCCGCUGCGUCCGUCACGUCCGGGGUCGCCCGAGCAGUAGCAGCAGGAGCGGGUACUCCAACAUGGCCGAGGACGCCUAGUUACUGUGGAAACCUGCAUCUUGUAUGAAGAUCUGUUGCUAUGGAAAUUAUAUAGACAAAAUAACAAAAAAAAUAGUUUUGGAUCUGAUUAUGAGAAUAUUCUUCCUUGUUUCUUUUUGGAAUGUAAGCUUAUUUUGUUAUGGUUGAAACUUGCAUAUCGUCUGAAGAUCUUUUACUAUGGUAAUAAUAAGGUUUUUAUUUUUAAGAAACUCAUUUUUGGAUCUGAUAAUGAGGAUAUUUUUUCUUUUUCAUUUUUGUAACAUAAGCUUAUGGUUUUAAAAGCUAAACAUGUUUCUUUACUGCCUAGUUAUGGUGGAAACCUGCAUCUUGUCUGUAGAGCUUUUGCUAUAAAAAUAAUAAGGACAACAUUUAAAAAAAACAGUUUUUGAUCUGAUAAUAAGGAUAUUCUUCUAUGUUUAUUUUUGGAACGCAAGCUUUUUCUGUUAAAAGCUUAACAUUUUUCUUUAUUGCAAUGUGAAAUACUGCUACUUAAUUAUGUUUUGUUUCUGUUGCUGAGAACUUAAGAAUCUUGUAGUGUUAGAUCUGUUGAUUGUAUUCUUGUGUUAUUUUCAUUUUUUGGGAGAAAUAUCUUUUUUGUUUUUCAAUAUCCAAACAAGGAGUUUUUACUGAAAUUGUUAGUUAUGAUUAAUGAUUUUUAGUUAGGUGUGUAGAUUGAAUUCUAUUCCAAGAAUAGAAAUUGCUGCCUUUUGAAUGUAACAAAAAGGUAGGAUAUUUUAGAGUGUGAAUUGUGUUAUUAACUGGUUGAAGUUAAAAUUGUGGGGACAGUUUUGUGUAUGCAAAUUAUGUUUAUUCUUUUACUGAUAGUUGUUAUAAGACAUUCUUAUAGUUAUUAUUUUAAUUUCAUGUUGUUGUUUUCAAUCAUGAUAGUGGUAGAAUAAUGGUUAUUUUUUUAUCGAUCUUAACCAUAAAAUAAAUUAAUAACAUUUGGUUUAAAACCUAUAGCCAUUAUGUUAUCAAGGUAAUAUUAAAGGGGCCUUUUCACAGAUUUUGGCAUUUUUUAACUUAUUCAUUGAAUGCUUUAUAUCGAUAAAUGUAAACAUUGGAUCGUAAAAGCUCCAGUAAAAAAUCAAGAAUAAAAUUAAGAAAAGGAAAAGAUCAUUGCCUGAACCAGGUUUCGAACCAGUGACCCCUGGAGUCCUGCAAGAGUCCUGAAGUAAAAACGCUCUAGCCUACUGAGCUAUUCCGCCGAGUAUACAUACUGGACGUAUUUUAUACCUUAUAUAAGCAAUCUUCGUAGUUUCACAAAAUUUAACGACAAAAACAGAACUUUCCAAAUUAUUCAAUCGUUUCGCGUUGCAACGCUUUAUAAUUUUUAGGUUUUAAAAUCGUCAAAAGAUGCAUAUAAUGGCUAUAUUAGACCAUGGUAAAUGUUCAGUAUUACUGUUUCCUCACAAAUAUCAUAACUAAAACGAAAAUUUGCGAAUCUGAAACAACUUUUUUCAAUUUUGUCAAUUUACCAAAGCGUGAAAAGAUCCCUUUAAGAACUGAAAUAAGAAACCCUUAUGUCCAUUAGAGACUAGGAGACUGAAAAUAAAUUCUGACUUUUAAGUUGGUUUUCAUUUCUAAACAAACAUUUCAAUAUUGUAUUUUUGCUUGUGUGUUUAAAACGUUUUUGUUGCUUGAUUGUUGCUUUCUCUACUGAGUGUAUCUUUGUUUUUAAUGAUAUGGUCUUUCAUAGCUCUUUGUCGUCUUUUUUUUUUCAUGAAAAACUUUAAAGUAAAAGAUUUUUCAUUCAAAAUAAUGUGAGCAAUAAUUUCUAUGAUUUUCUGAUUUUGAGCUUAUGUUAAUUAAGAAGGUACCAUUUCUUGAUUACAAUAGUGUGUGUGUAUGUUUCAAGAUGUUUAAUUUUUUAUAACAGCUUAUACUGAUGACGUUUGGAACACAUUUUGACACUUCAUGCGUGAUUUCUUAGUAUGGUUGUACUUUUUUUAAAAGAGAUUGUAUUUUUAUACAUGAAUAAGAAUAUAUAAUACUAAAAUUGUUGAUUUUGUGUAAAUGCAUACAUUCCUAAUAAACUAGUUCACAUUUUUUUGUGUAUAUAAAGGUUGUUUUCCCAUACUUAUGCUAAAAAUAAUCUUAAAAAUUGUAAAAAAUAAUAGAAAGAAAGCAACAACCAGCAAUUGAUGCAAAUAAUGACCAAUUUCCUAAUUGUGUUAAUACACUGUUCAGUUUGUUUGCAAUUUGAUAAUAUGUGUGAUUGUUAUUGUACCCCAGUUCAUUUUAUACUCGGAUGUGUUUGAUACCAUUAUUUUGAUAAAUAGAGCAUUGGUGCAAUUUCUUAGCAGAAGCAUGAAUAUAUUUUACUAGAACAAACUGAACAAAGAAAGCUUUCUGAGAAAUUUGAACUUUUUGGCUUUUUACCAAACACAUGGGUGAUAUUUUCUUUUUCAAGAGCAUUUAAAAGGUAACAACAAACUUCAAUAAGAACAAAAGGUAGGAUUAUAUUCAUAUGUUUUAGUACAAAUAUAUUUUCGUUGCAAUCUGUUAUGCUUUUUAUUUCUUUUUAAUUUCCUAAAUGUUUGUUUUCUGAAGGGUACAAUAUAUUGUUCUAGAUAGUUGAACAUUUUAUGAAAAAUUAAUGUACUAUUUUGUUACACGUAUGUUUAUAUUUAGCACAUUAAUAGGGUCAGGUGUUUUUUUCUGAAUCGUAAAGUUCUGAUUUGAAUCUCACUGCAUCAUUUUUCGGUUUGUAGCCACUAUAAUUGUCUGAAGUUAUUCUUAAUUAGGCUUGUUUAUCACACAAUUAUUGCCCUUGCACUAUACUCACUUAGAGUUGCUAAAAGGAAAAAAAGGUUAAAAGUUCAACCUUUACAAAUUGUCGCAUGCUUAGAUAUGAUUUAGAUAUGGUUUAGAUAUAAAGAGGAAGAAUAAACGUGCUGUCACUGCUAUACAUCUCUAUAAUGGGGUAGGGAAGGCUGUCUAGAAAUGCUCUAUGUAACAUAUAUGAAAAGCUUGUACAUUCUUUUUUGUUUUAUUCAUGGUUGAACAUCAGAAAAUGUUGCCUUUAUAUUUACUUGUGCAUUUGUUGUCCCCUACCGGUUUCACCGGAGGGAACUAAUGGUUUGCACUUUGUGCGUCUGUGAGUUUGUCUGUAAGUCUGUCUGUCUGUCUGUCACACUUUUCUGGAUCCUGCGAUAACUUUAAAAGUUCUUAAUAUUUUUUCAUGAAACUUGAAACAUGAAUAGAUGGCAAUAUGGACAUUAUGCACGUCAUUUCAUUUUGUUCCUACGUCAAAUAUUGUGGUUGCUAUGGCAAUAAAAAAAUAAUAAUUCGGGAAAUGGUGGAAUUUCUGACAAUGGUGGAGCCGGUAGGGGACCAUAUUGCUUGACAAUAGCCUUGUUUAAUUUCAAUUAUUUUGAUGGUUUCUGUUCCUUAUAAAAGUAUGUAAAGUA